Molecule: messenger RNA, 186 nt
Organism: Prunus armeniaca (apricot)
Lineage: Eukaryota; Viridiplantae; Streptophyta; Magnoliopsida; Rosales; Rosaceae
Source: the annotation of a GenBank genome assembly
AUGUGGGGUGGGGUGUUGGGUACCAAAACUAGCUUCACUCGGCAUAGUGGAGUGGGAGGGGCAGAAGAGGCAACAAAGUCGGAUGAGAGAAGAAGCCAACAGGACUGGUGGAGAGGUGGGAUUCAGAAGUCGAUUCUCAUAAACAACGCCAAACUGUUGAUGCUCUUUUUAGGAUGGUCAACUUAA